Messenger RNA from Lodderomyces margitis, 894 nucleotides. RefSeq names its product Elongator subunit. Lineage: Eukaryota; Fungi; Ascomycota; Pichiomycetes; Serinales; Debaryomycetaceae. The transcript has a single exon. The record is from RefSeq and is a predicted model, not a curated record. Gene Ontology annotation, cellular component: nucleus; cytosol; elongator holoenzyme complex. Gene Ontology annotation, molecular function: tRNA binding. Gene Ontology annotation, biological process: tRNA wobble uridine modification. The coding region runs from base 1 to 894 and encodes 297 amino acids.
AUGUCGAACCAAAAUGCUACGGUUUUACUAUCUAGAAUUUUGUCACUACGGGAGAAUUCAUCGUUCCACCUAAUCCUAGACUCCUUAACUCAAUCAUCGUUUUAUUUGAUGAAGGAGUAUGUGCAUCAUCUCAAUCACAAUUACAAAAUUGCUUACUUGUCUUAUGAAACAGUCAAUCGACCACGUUAUGCAACUGAUUUUUUUGACUGUACUGAAGUUGCAAUUGACCAGGUUGUACUGUUCAUUAAGACUCAAAUGAAGAAUGCUUCACCAACCUCAAAAUUGGUCGUCAUAAUUGACUCAUUGAACUAUAUUCUGAAUGAAAAUUUAACCCAAUUUAUUUCAAAUAUAGUGGGUCCAAAUGUGGUGCUCAUAGCUACCUUCCAUACAAAUUGUGUGGCACCAUUCACUAGACAUGCAAAUUAUCCAUCCAGUCUCUCAUUGCUCACCUACAUUGCUAGCACCAUUUUUGAAGUUGAGCCUUUAUUGAGCCAGUCAGUUGAUGAAGAGACCAUAGAGAGAAGCGUUUUGAGAUUGAACUUCCCUAUCAAUGCACAAUUAAAUAGUGACGUUUUCAAGCUUACAUUAACAAACAGAAGAAAGUCAGGCAGAUCAUUGGUGUACAGGUUUAGUAUUCAAAGCAAAAGUCAUACAUAUGAGAUACUAAACAACGCUUCCCGAGCAAAAGAUGAUGACGAAGAAGACGAAAUGUUGAAGAAUUUGACUACGUUCAAUUUAACUACUAGUAACAAACAGAAGUUGGCCAGAGAACAGGUUGAGUUACCUUUCAUGCAAGCCCAAGAGACACUUGGCUCGGCUGGAGGUGCAAUUGUCUACGAAUUUGAGAAGGACGAUGACUAUGACGAGGAGGACCCAUAUGAAGAUCCAUUUUAA